Eublepharis macularius is the source of this 1043-nucleotide messenger RNA. RefSeq names its product family with sequence similarity 174 member B (gene FAM174B). Bases 77 to 478 code for a protein of 133 amino acids. The transcript is spliced from 3 exons. The record is from RefSeq and is a predicted model, not a curated record. NCBI's taxonomy places the organism in Eukaryota, Metazoa, Chordata, Lepidosauria, Squamata, Eublepharidae.
GGGCCGGGCUGACGAGCGAGCGAGCGAGCGGCGGGGCCGAGCCGAGCCGAGCCGAGCGCUCUCCCGGCUGCCCACGAUGCGCCCCUCGCCGCUGCCUCUGCUGCUGCUGCUGCCCGCCUUGGCCGCGGCGCUGCGCCUCCCGCCGGCCUCCCCGACCAACGCCAGCCGCCCGGGUCCCCUCGCCCCUGCGGAGCCGCCCGCCGGCAACGGCAGCGCCGCGCCCGGGCUCCCGGAGUCGGGCUGGGCUGUGCUGCGGGACCUGCCCGCGCUCCAGGCCGGCGUCCUCGGGGCUUGCGCGGCCGGCGCCGCCCUCCUCGCCUGCCUCUUGCUGCGCGUCCUCAGGUCUGGCAGGAAGGUUAAAAAAACCCGCAAGUAUGACAUCAUCACCACUCCAAUGGAACGCGUUGAAAUGGCACCGUUAAAUGAAGAAGAGGACGAGGAGGAAGAUUCCACAGUGUUUGACAUCAAAUACAGGUGAGGGUCAGCUGGACCAUCCAGAUCUGAGUUUGCUGUCCAGUAUCUUGCAAGAAUCUCAGUGACAAAGAGGGCCCCUGCAGAAUACUACUUUAGUCUUGAGAAAGCUCCAGUUGUCUUCACUUCAGAUGCUUUAAAAUGGAUACGAACGCCAGGGGUGAAAAACCUGACUGCUACGUUCCUGGGGACCACCCCAAAAGACCUGGAGGAGACUUCGUACCAGCUCAUGCUUUUCUGCUCUUGUUUUGCUAGAGGUUUGGAUCCGCUGUUGGAUGCCAACUCUGAACCAUCGCAACAGGAGCACCAACUUCUCUUCAAAGACUGAGAGGCCUGAAGGACUUUCGAUUCCAACCUUGAUGGAUGGAUGUUCUGUGCUGCACCUAAACCAUCUGGGAUUGGGUAGUUCUGGGGGCAGCAAAAAAUGUGUCGGCUUAGGACUUGUGCAAACUACUGAAAUGACAGAUGACAUGUGCUGAUGUGUUUGUAUGUAUGUGUAUUUGUGGGUGCAACAUAGACACCUGAGAAUCUUACUACUGUUAACGAUUACACUAAAACCCUAUUCUGCAAUA